AGAUGGCGGUUAGCAUCCGAGCUCGUCCGAUCCGGAGUAUACGGAUGCGAGGUCGGAAUGACAGCGGGGAGGAGAAUGUACCGCUGGAUCUGAGCAGAGACCCCAAAGACAACCUGCGAGAGAUUCUCAAAAAUGUGGCCAAGCAGCAGGGCGUCUCCAACAUGCGCAAACUGGGACACCUCAACAACUUCGUUAAGCUUCUUUGCAAUGUGGGCCAUUCAGAAGAAAAGUUUGGCUUUACUUAUGAUGAAAUUAUUAUCUGCCUGCGAUUGGCGCUGCUUAACGAAGCGAAGGAGGUACGGGCGGCGGGACUCCGAGCUCUCCGCUACCUGAUCAGAGACAGCACUAUUCUCCAGAAGGUUCUCCAUUUCCAGGUGGAUUACCUGAUUGCUAGGUCCAUUGAUAUUCAGCUGAGCAACGAGGGGGAGCGGACCCAGGCGCUCCGGCUGGUGAGGAAGAUGAUCACUGUGAACGCCCAGCUCUUCCCAAGCUCCAUCACCAACUCCCUUGUCGCCGUGGGCAACGACGGGCUGCAGGAGCGCGACAGCAUGGUGCGCGCGUGCAUCGCCAUCAUAUGUGAACUCGCACUGAAGAACCCGGAGAUCGUGGCUCAGAGAGGCGGCCUCAAAACGAUCCUCAAGAAUGUGAUCGACUCGCAGCUCAGUCGCAUCAAUGAGGCGCUGAUGACCACCGUCCUGCACCUGCUCAAUCACCCUCACACACGCCAGUACGUGCGCUCCGACGUGGAGCUGGAGCAAAUUCUGGCCCCUUAUACAGACUUCCACUACAGGCACAACCCAGACACGACGGAGGGGCAGCUGAAGGAGGACAGACAGGCUCGGUUCCUGGCUAGUAAAAUGUCUAUCGUGGCUUCCUUCCGCUCGUGGUCCGGCAUCAUUCAUCUCUGCAAGUCGGGCAGCUCAGGCAUACAGUCCCUCAUCGGCCUGCUGUGUAUACCAAAUAUGGAGGUUAGGAAAGGCCUACUGGAGGUGCUGUAUGAGAUAUUCAGGCUUCAUGUUCCUGUAGCUACACAAGACUACACUGAAGCUCUUCUUAGUGUUGAUCCCAGUAGAUUUCAGGACAGCUGGAGGCUGUCCGACGGCUUUGUAGCCUCAGAAGCCAAAGUCAUCCUUCCUCAUCGGGCGCGGUCACGGCCUGACCUGAUGGAUAACUACCUUGCACUCGUACUCUCCGCCUUCAUCAGCAGCGGACUCUUGGAGGGCUUGGUGGAAGUAGUCACCAGCGUUGACGACAGCGUUUCGAUCUGCGCCACCAUCCUCCUGGGCGAGCUCCUGCACAUGGCCAACACCAUCCUCCCUCACUCUCACAGCCACCACCUACACUGCCUGCCCACCCUCAUGAACAUGGCCGCCUCGUUCGACAUCCCUCAGGAAAAGAGACUACGGGCCAGCGCCGCCGUGAACUACCUGAAGCGCUUCCACGAGAGAAAGAAGCGCGGCCCCAAACCCAACAGCCUCUACCUGGACCACAUCGUGCGCAAGUCAGCCGCGGCCCAGUGCUGUCGAGAGCAGCACCUGCGGCCUCAGAAAGACAUCUACGUGAUUAAGGAUACCGAGGAGGCUCUGAUGAUGAACCUCAGAGACAGCCAUAUUCUUAACCACAAACAGAACCUGAACUGGAACUGGGUUCUCAUUGCUACAAUAUUAAAGUGGCCAAAUGUCAACCUGCGAAACAACAAAGAUGAACAAAUGCACAGGUUCGUGCGAAGGCUCCUGUUCUUCUACAAACCCAGCAGUAAGCUGUAUGCCAGCCUGGAGCUGGACCACAGCAAAGCCAAACAGCUCACCAGUGUGGGCUGCCAGUUUAUCGAGUUCCUGCUGGAGUCCGACGAGGAUGGCCAGGGGUACCUGGAGGACCUGGUGAAGGAUAUCGUGCAGUGGUUGUCCUCUUCUUCAGGGAUCAAAACGGACCGCAGUCUGCAAAGCAACGGCCUCCUCAACACCCUCAGCCAGCACUACUUCCUCUUUUUGGGUACUCUCUCUGCCCACCCGAGUGGCGUCAAGCUGUUAGAGAAAUGCAGUGUCUUCCAGUGCCUGCUGAACCUGUGCUCCCUGAAGAAUCAGGACCAUCUACUGAAGCUGACCGUAUCCACACUGGACUACAGCCGAGACGGCCUAGCACGCGUCAUCCUGUCCAAAAUCCUCACUGCAGCAACUGAUAACUGCAGGCUGUACGCCACCAAGCACCUACGGGUGCUCCUCCGUGCCAACGUGGAGUUCUUUAGCAACUGGGGCAUCGAGCUGCUGGUCACUCAGCUCCACGACCGCAACAAGGCCGUUUCCAUGGAGGCCCUGGACAUCCUGGACGAGGCCUGCGAGGACAAGGCAAAUCUUCAUGCACUGAUCCAGCUGAAGCCUGCACUGACUCACCUCGGGGACAAGGGUGUGCUCCUGCUGUUACGGUUCUUGUCCAUUCCGAAAGGAUUUUCCUACCUCAACGAGAGAGGCUACGUCACAAAGCAGCUGGAGAAAUGGCAGAAGGAAUAUAACCUAAAGUACGUGGACCUGAUAGAGGAGCAGUUGAACGAGGCGCUCACUACCUACCGCAAACCAGUCGACGGGGACAACUACGUACGACGGAGCAACCAAAGGUUGCAGAGGCCGAACGUGUACGUUCCCGUGCAUCUGUAUGGUCAGCUUGUACAUGAUAAGACAGGCUGCCAUCUCCUAGAAGCUCAGAAUGUGGUACCAGACCUGAGCUACACUGUGCGUUCCCCAGUGCUGGACACGUGGGAGGGCAUCAAGCAACUGAAAGCUGCUCUCUGGGCCCUGGGUAACGUUGGCACGUCAAACUGGGGUCUCAACCUGCUUCAGGAGGAGAAUGUGAUUCCAGACGUCAUAGCUUUGGCCCACCACUGUGAGGUUCUGUCCAUAAGAGGGACGUGCCUGUACGUGCUGGGUCUGAUCUCCAAGACCAAGCAGGGCUGUGAGCUGCUGAAGCUGCAGGGCUGGGAUGCGGUCAGGCACAGUCGGCGGCAGCAGUGGCCCGUGGUGCCCGACGAAGUGGAGCAGCAGCAGCAGCAGCAGCCGCCCGCGCCGCCCACGCUCCUCUCGUCGGUCCCCAGCACGCUCAGUCUCAACUCCGAGUCCACCAGCUCCAGACCCAACAGUGAGAGCGACUCCACCCAGCCCAGUAUGUACAUCAUGGACGACGAGAAGUUAGACGGGUCGGAGCUGUCUGAGGAUCAGCCGCUGUACUUCAGGUCCAAACUUCUGAAGGACCGCAGCCCCUUCACCAUCCUCGCGUCCAGCCGCUUCGUCCGCAACCGCUUCCUCAUCUCGCUCUCCGGGAAGAAGCCGCGCAGCACCAGCGACCCCAAAGGCAGCAGCAGCAGCAGCAGUGGCAGCAGUUACAAACUGCACAGCGAGCCCAUCACGGGAGGCCUGCGGAGAAACCGGACGGUCACCGAACCCUCCGUGUUCUCGCCCGGCCAGGGCGACGUCUUCAGCCCCGUGUUUUCCGACCUCCCCAAAAGCCCGUCGGUCACCCUCGAGACGUCCUUCGUGGGCAGCAAGGGCGACGUGAACCAGGACGGCACGGCGGGCGUCGGCGAGCCCGAGUCUCGCCCGCAGCGGGUCUCGGAACGCAACCUGGCCGGCGGAGACGUGCAGCGAGAGCAGACGAGCCGAGAGAGACUGGCGGGGGACGGGCCCUCCUCCGGGGCCCCGUUCAAGAGUCGGAGCCAGAGUUUCAACACGGACACCACGACCAGCGGCAUCAGCUCCAUGAGCUCCAGCCCGUCCAGGGAGACGGCGGCCGGCGCCGCGGACUCCUCGGCCGUCGAGACGGACUGCGUCAGCCUCAGCACGGUGGUCAGCGCGCAGACCAUCCGCACCCUGCACUCCCUCACGCCCCAGUCCAAUCACCUCCCGCUCUCCAAAUCCAACUCGGUGGUGCUGGUGCCGCCGGGCUCGUCGCACACGCUGCCGCGCCGGGCGCAGUCGCUCAAAUCUCCCUCCGUCACCACCAUGACCAGUCUGACGGACUGCAGCUUCAUGUACACCAGUCCCAGGGACGCCAUGGGGUACGCCACGCUGAAACGGCUCCAGCAGCAGCGCAUUCACGCGUCGCUCUCGCACAGCGAGGCGCUCGCCUCACCCGCCAAGGACGUUCUCUUCACCGACGCCAUCACCAUGAAAACCGGGAGUCUGGAUUCCCGCUGGCUCACACCAGGGAGGUUCCUGAAGGCUCUGAGCUUCGCGUCUUUGGAUAAGGAGGACCUGCUGAGUCCCAUCAGCCAGACCACGCUGCAGCGCUCGUCCUCUGUGCGCUCCAUGGUGUCCAGCGCCACUUACGGCAGCUCCGACGACUACAUCGGCCUCGCCCUGCCCAUGGACAUCAACAGCAUGUUUCAGAUGAAAGAGACUCCGUACUUCCAAAAAAGAACGAGUCCACCGUCAGAAGACAGAUCUGCCAGGUUCUUCUCCGGAGACUCGGAUGGUUCCGGUGAUGGCUCACGCCACUCUGUCCUGAAGUCCCAGCUCAGCAUCACCGAGCUGAUGGCGGGUAGCCGGGCGGACCAGCAGCAGCUCCUGGGCUCCGAGGACACGGGUCUGCAGGAGCACACCGAGGAGAACUGCCUGUACUGCGUGGUCUGCAAAGUGCUGGGCUGUAACGCUCACACCCCCGCGCAGAGUCGCCCAGACUUCGCGGACGGGCCGUACUCGGAGUGGUGCAGCCAGCCCAUGCACAACCACCUCGAGGUCGUGCCGCACUCCAAGUUCUCGGGCGUGUCGGGCUGCAGCGACGCGGUGUCGCAGGGAUCCGCAGGCAGCACGGAGCUGGUUCUGGGGGUGAAGACCAUUCCAGAAGAUGCUCCAGCCUGCAGAGUGCUGCUGAGGAAAGAGGUGCUACGUCUGGUCAUUAACCUCAGCUCAUCGGUAGGAACCAAAGGACACGAGACCGGACUUCUCACGAUCAAGGAGAAGUUUUCGUACGCGUUCGACGACAUCUGUCUGUACUCUGAAGUCUGCUACCUGCUGGCGCACUGCAUGUUCAGACUCACCUCUCGACGCUUCAUCCAGGAACUGUUCCAGGACGUGCAGUUCGUUCCGCUUUACGAGGAAGCCGAGAGCAUUCUGUCCAUGCCGCCCAAAUCCAUCAGUGUCAGGUCUCCCCCGGAGUCCUGAAGUUCCCAUCCUCACCCCUCACCCCUCCUCCUCCUCCUCCCGGACUCCUUAUUCAUUCUGGCCAAGACUUUCGGCAAUAAGAGGAAACACAGGGGUGUAAGGGAUCAGGGAUACGGGACGGGCGCGGGCGUUUCCCCCGAACGAAGGUGUCUGGAGCAAAAGAAUCGGUACGCCACAUCACGACGGUUCUGCCUGAACAAAAAGCCCCGAAAUCAGGACGGAAGCGGUUCCACCUCCUGCUUUCGGGAUUUAAACCAAAAUCGAGCUUCUGACCGGCUGGACGUGAAGCGCUGACGGACGUAACGACGUAACGGAAUCCACCGGACGCCGUUCAAUAUCGGAGUAUUACGCUCCGCUCAGUCUGGACUGUCGACUGAACACAAACGCACGUCUUCUCUUUGGUCCUCUUCUUCGAUUUUAACACUAUCAGACUCUGCUGUGGACCGGAUCUCUCUGCAAUUUUGCAAUGAAUCCUUCAAAAUCAA
Messenger RNA from Trichomycterus rosablanca, 5635 nucleotides. RefSeq names its product RPTOR independent companion of MTOR, complex 2b (gene rictorb). Gene Ontology annotation, molecular function: protein serine/threonine kinase activator activity. Gene Ontology annotation, biological process: positive regulation of phosphatidylinositol 3-kinase/protein kinase B signal transduction; TORC2 signaling. Gene Ontology annotation, cellular component: TORC2 complex. The record is from RefSeq and is a predicted model, not a curated record. The transcript is spliced from 38 exons. NCBI's taxonomy places the organism in Eukaryota, Metazoa, Chordata, Actinopteri, Siluriformes, Trichomycteridae. The coding region runs from base 3 to 5150 and encodes 1715 amino acids.